This is a messenger RNA of Pocillopora damicornis (cauliflower coral), 1866 nucleotides long. Its product is annotated as epithelial sodium channel subunit beta-like. The record is from RefSeq and is a predicted model, not a curated record. Gene Ontology annotation, molecular function: ligand-gated sodium channel activity. Gene Ontology annotation, cellular component: plasma membrane. NCBI's taxonomy places the organism in Eukaryota, Metazoa, Cnidaria, Anthozoa, Scleractinia, Pocilloporidae. Gene Ontology annotation, biological process: sodium ion transmembrane transport.
UAAAGACUUAGGCAUUGCAGUUGGCUAUGUCGCCAUAUCAUGAUGCACUAUGAUCAUAAAUCAACGCAUUCUAAUAGAGGAUAAUAGAGGAAUAACAAUAGAGGAAGACCAGCACCAUACUUGACGAAAGAUAAGCGAAAGAUACGGCGGUGAAAAGGCUACAAGCGGUAGUGCUACUUAAAACGAUCUUAUGAGUAUGGCUGCUAAAGAAACAAAACGGUGGGCGAGAAUGGUGUUUCCUCCGCGGUCAUACAGCACGGAGCUAACAUCUGCAACAUCAAGAGUAUCCUCUCCCGCGGACCCCUGGAAAGUGAACGCUGAGAUAAACUCAAGUCAAGCUGACCUCAUAAUGACAAAAAACAAACGAUCUCUUAGAGAGUUACUCUACGAGUUUGCAGAUGGAACCAGUGCCCAUGGUGUGGGCAAGAUAGGUUCGACCGCGAAAGCCAAAUCUUGGUUUUGGUGUGGUUUUUGGGUACUGGUGACUCUGACUUGUGCAGGUAUGGUGAUAUCUCAAGGGAUUUUGUUAUUGGAAACAUAUCUCGACAAACCAACGAAGUCUGAUAUUGACGUCACGUACGUGAGGACAGUUCAAUUUCCUGCAGUGACCAUAUGUAACCUUAACAUUAUAAGGAGAUCCAAAAUUCGUUCUUUUGGGGACACAGAAGCAAUCGUGAGCACUUUUGACAAAUUUAUGGAGCGAGAACCGCCAAAAGACGGACAUGAACACGAUAAGGAAGGUGCAGCAGCUAAUCAGUCGAGUUCCAGCAGUUCAUCAACCUCAUUCGGUCCUCCGGACAGACAAAAAGAAGCCAUGAAGGAAUCUUUAAAGAUUGACGAUUCAAAUGCCGAGGAACACAUGAGAUUGAGCAAUGUUACGGUCGACGAACAAGCCUACGCUGAAUAUCUGAUUCUAAGCACGUUAGCCAAGCAAAACAUAAGCGAUUUAAUGGAUGCGGGACAUAAAUUUAAUGAAUUGGUGUUUCGUUGUAAUUGGAAAGACUUUUCGUGUAAAGAUGGCUCUUCUUAGGGUUGUAUGUAUUCGUGUCUAGCUGAGGCGCAGAAAGAGAAAUGCAAUUGCACUGAAGGAAAAUUCCCUGUGGGUGGAGAGAUAUGUUUGAAUGUUACUGAACUGCAAUGUGUUCAAGAACAGCAAAAGAGAUAUGAUAAUGACGAACUUGGUUGUUCAAGACGGUGCCCUCAACCUUGCCAGCAAAUGAGUUUCAGGACGUCAAUGUCCAAUUCAGCGUGGGCUCUUUAUUACGAGAAACAAGUUCAAGCAAUGAUGCGAAGAGAAGGCAACACCAAUUUCAAAAAUAUGGGAAACGACAAAGACACAUUACGGCAAAAUUUCCUAAGAAUAAAGAUUUAUUUUGAGGAACUCAACAUGGAGAAAAUAACAUACUCCGAAUACUAUGCAUUUGAGAAUCUGAUGAGUGACGUGGGAGGGCAGCUAGGUCUUUGGAUCGGUGUGUCCUUCAUCACGGUGGCCGAAGUGAUUAAACUGCUCCUGGACAUGAUCAGGGUGCUGGCUCGUAAAUUUUACCUCACUGACGGAGAAGUUCGAGAUAUCCAUGAAAUGAAGUGAGGAUCGUCCCUCAAAGUGCUUAAGUAAAUUUUAUAUAAUCAAAAUACGUUCUACAAGGAAACCACUUAGGCUUCAUGAGGAUCUCCCAAGAUCUAAAUGUAAACUCUCCUUACUAUCUACUACACAUAUUUUAUAAUUAUUAGGUCUAACAAUCUGGUAGUUAAUCAAACAGCAUCCAUAACUUGGUGUCAGUUUCAUCUCCUCCGCAUUUUUCUGCUGAACAAUAUAAUUUGGUUUUAUCGACUGAGUUCAAAAUGUAAAUGAGCCACCGUAAAGAG